GCAACUAAUGGCUAAGUUUGUAUAGGUGUUCUGUGCUAAGCUCUCCCCGCGCACCGUGCCCCGUGCAUAAAGCUAUAUAAGUGUUUGACAAUGCCUGUUGCUGACAACUCCAUAACUCCUAGCUGGGCUGAUCGGGUCGAGCAGGGUGAAGAUGUCCCUCUGCCGGCCCUGCCCCCGCAAGUCUCGCAAGUUCCGCAUGUGCCACAAGUUGAAGUCGCUGAUGGGGAAGAGAAAGUCACUACCGAAUUUCGCGAAGACGAAGAAGGAAGGAAGGUUAAGGUGUUGCGGCACUACAAGGUAGAGAGAAGGCAGGUCUCGAAGUCUGUAGCAAGAAGGAAGUCAUGGAAGAAGUUUGGAGCAGCCAAGAAUGACCCGCCGGGCCCAAAUGCAGCCACCACAGUGGUGGGUGAGGAGAUCCAGAUGCAGUUUGUGAGUGCCCAAGAGGAGGAAACAAGCCCUGAGGAGGACAUGCUGGCCAAGCUACGCAGCCAAAAGACCAAAAUGGUCAAGUGCCGCAUCUGCAAGGAGGACCACUGGACUACGCAGUGCCCAUUCAAGGACAAGGUGGCUCUGCCUGAGCACCUCAAGGAGGAGGCCAAGCCGGUUGCUGCUGUUGAGGUUGAAGAGAAGGUGAAAUCUGGGAAGUACAUUCCACCAAGCAUGCGUGAAGGUGCCAACCGCCGUGGAGAGUCGAUGACACAGUCCCGCACCAGGGAUGAGGCAGCGACAAUACGAGUGACUAAUCUGUCAGAGGAUGUGAGAGACUCGGACCUUCAGGAUUUGUUCCGGCCCUUUGGUCAGAUUGCAAGAAUUUACCUGGCCAAGGACAAGGUCACUGGGCAGUCAAAGGGAUUUGCGUUCAUCAAUUUUGUGCAUCGUGAAGAUGCUGCGCGGGCUAUUGCUAAUGUCAAUGGCUUUGGCUACGACAACCUCAUCCUUUCUGUGGAAUGGGCGAAGCCUUCCGGUACUGCAUGAAAGGACCAGCAGUGAAUCAACCUGUGAUUUUAAGUAAUUAAAAUGCUAUCAGGGAUUA
Molecule: messenger RNA, 1033 nt
Organism: Dermacentor andersoni
Lineage: Eukaryota; Metazoa; Arthropoda; Arachnida; Ixodida; Ixodidae
Product: eukaryotic translation initiation factor 3 subunit G-like
Cellular component (GO): eukaryotic translation initiation factor 3 complex; cytoplasm
Molecular function (GO): RNA binding; translation initiation factor activity
Source: RefSeq, a predicted model, not a curated record